Molecule: messenger RNA, 5178 nt
Organism: Lethenteron reissneri (Far Eastern brook lamprey)
Lineage: Eukaryota; Metazoa; Chordata; Hyperoartia; Petromyzontiformes; Petromyzontidae
Gene: UGP2
Product: UDP-glucose pyrophosphorylase 2
Biological process (GO): UDP-alpha-D-glucose metabolic process
Molecular function (GO): UTP:glucose-1-phosphate uridylyltransferase activity
Source: RefSeq, a predicted model, not a curated record
CCCGCGCUCUCUCCUCCCCCAUCUCCCCCCCUCCUUCCCCUCCUGGCUGGUGCAGUCUGUUGACCUUCAUUCGCUCCGAUCCCAUUGCUCCUACCGCUCGGCCACUGCUCUCCUCCGCUCUCCUCCGCUCAUCGGCGCAGCGUACCUGCGGGUCGACGAGCGUUGCCGGCGGUGACCCCGCACAGGGAUGACGACAGCGAUGGACUCCGCCCACGCGACCUCGCAGUUCCAGGCCCAGGUUCAGCUGGAGAUCGAGAAGUCCAUGGACCAUGAGCUCAAGAAGCUGCUGCACACGUGCAGCAAGGACCAGCUGGAGGCUGUUCAGAGGGACUUCAAUGGGUUCCAGAAGCUGUUCCACCGCUUCCUUGGAGAGAAGGGGCCGUCGCUCAACUGGGAGAAGAUCCAGCGUCCACCCGAGGGCUCGAUCGAGCCGUACGAGAGUAUCCGCAGCCGGCAGCUGCCCUCGGACCUGGCGUCGCUGCUCAACAAGUUGGUGGUGGUGAAGCUCAACGGCGGCCUGGGCACCAGCAUGGGCUGCAAGGGCCCCAAGAGUCUGAUCGGCGUGCGCAGCGACAACAACUUUCUGGACCUCACCGUGCAGCAGAUCGAGCACCUCAACAAGACGCACAAGAGCGAGGUUCCGCUGGUGCUGAUGAACUCCUUCAACACGGACGAGGACACGCAGAAGAUCCUGCAGAAGUACGGCCACUUCCAGGUCAAGAUCUACACCUUCAACCAGAGCAGGUACCCGCGCAUCAACAAGGAGACGCUGCUGCCCGUGGCGGAGAGCGUGUCGAGCGCGGGCGGCGCCAACGAGGCGUGGUACCCGCCGGGCCACGGCGACAUCUACGACAGCUUCCGCAACUCGGGCCUGCUGGACAAGCUGCUGGCGCAGGGCAAGGAGUUCCUGUUUGUCUCCAACAUCGACAACCUGGGCGCCACCGUCGACCUGCACAUCCUCAACCACCUGGUGAACCCGCCCAACGGCAAGCGCUGCGAGUUCGUCAUGGAGGUCACCGACAAGACACGCGCCGACGUCAAGGGUGGCACGCUGAUGCAGUACGACGGGAAGCUGCGCCUGCUGGAGAUCGCGCAGGUGCCCAAGGACCGCGUGGACGAGUUCAAGUCGGUGACCAAGUUCAAGAUCUUCAACACCAACAACCUGUGGAUCUCGCUCGGAGCCAUCAAGAGGAACACGGACCUGGACAUGGAGGUCAUCGUGAACCCCAAGACCCUGGACGGGGGCCUGAACGUGAUCCAGCUGGAGACGGCCGUGGGCGCCGCGCUCAAGAACUUCGACAACGCGCUGGGCAUCAACGUGCCCCGCUCGCGCUUCCUGCCCGUCAAGACGACCUCCGACCUGCUGCUCGUCAUGUCCAACCUGUACAGCCUGAGCGCCGGCUCGCUCACCAUGAGCGACGCGCGCGAGUUCAAGACGGUGCCGCUCGUCAAGCUCGGCAGCUCCUUCACCAAGGUGCAAGACUACCUGCGCCGCUUUGCCAGCAUCCCCGACAUGCUGGAGCUGGACCACCUCACCGUGUCCGGGGACGUCACCUUCGGCAAGGGCGUCGUGCUCAAGGGCACGGUGAUCAUCAUCGCAAACCACGGCGACCGCAUCGACAUCCCCACGGGGGCCCUCCUCGAGAACAAGAUCGUGUCGGGCAAUCUCCGCAUCCUGGACCACUGAGGAGUCCCCGCGGCAACGGCGUCGCGGCGGCGUUGUCGCCGCGGCAGCAGGGUCGCCGCGGCAACGCGAUCGCCGCGGCAACGGAGUCUCCGCGACGAGGACGACGCCGAUGGCGACGGUCGCGCGUCGCCCACUCCGCUCCACGUCUCGCGCUCGGCUCGUCGUCGCCUCCCUCCGCCUCGCUCGCGCGCGUCACCGCUCGCCCCGUGCGUCGCCGUGUGCCGGUGACGCGUCGCCGUGUGCCGGUGACGCGUCGCCGUGUGGGUCCCUCGCGUCCGCGGCGCCGUCGGUUUUAGGCCUCGGUCGGCGGUCAGUGGCGAGCGACGUCCGAACCGUCACCCCCCGCCCCUCCCCCUCCCCAAGUGUCCGUUCCGUUCGCCGGCGCGGUGAAGUAUGGUCAGACGACCCACGUGACUUGACACGCCGCAGUGAUGCCUUCAUCCAGCAGGCGGAUGGAUGGAGCGGCUGUAACAAAUAUUUAUGUAGUUCUCGACUUGCGGUUUGCGGUGACAACGGCUUUUAACAUUACUCUCUUUGCCAUAUUAGCUGUGAUUUGAAACGGAACCCCCGUGUCAUCCGAUCAUAGAACCCACCCCGGGUGUCAUCCGAUCAUAGAACCCACCCCGGGUUUUGUCCGAUUGCAAGCACGCCCAGCGUCGAUUAGAUGCACACCACCAUCCCGAUCUCGCCCACGCACGGAAUCCUCGAUUUGCCUCCGAUACAAAUCCCGUCGGUGCCUCGGAGAAAUGUGCAUUAACCAGCGUAGAGGAGCGAUCGCCCACGCGCACCGCCGCCGUCGGAGAUUCGGUGUCGCCGGGUUGUAGCUGCUGCACAAUCAGUCGCGUGCAGCCCUCGGCAAUUACUUGAAUUAAGGGGUUGCUUACGUGCGUGCGUGCGUGUGUGUGUGUGGUGGUGGUGGGGAGCGGUAGCGCAGCGGAUAGCACGCUGCGCUACGAAGACCUGCAACUCCCCAGUUGGAUUCCCGCUCACGGCAAACACCGGUGACUGUUGUCUGAACCGGCCCUUGGGUCCUCCUCUCGGUCGAAUCGGCCUCCGAUGAGUUCCUGGUGCGGCCUGUGAAACCGGGGAGACAAAGGCGGCCGGCCGUGGUGUUGGCCACCCACGCACCCCCUCGUGUUCCGUGCCGCCCACAGCCUGUUAAGGCUACACAGGAGAUCUUGUCUUGUGCGUGUGCGUCUGGUCCCCCCACCCCACCUUCUUAGUCGCUGCUCGCUAACAGCACUUUUGCCCCAACAGUCUCAAGGCAACGUGGGGUGGGGGGUGGGGGUGGGGUGAGGGGGGGAUGGAGGCGUUUGUCUCUGUCCACCCCGUGUCACUGCCCCCCCCCCCCCCCCUUGCAAGUCCAGCCGGGAGAGAGGCCGAUCCGCUACCGAGCCCCGACCGCUACCUGGUGGUCCAAUUGAUCCGGCCGAUCCCCGCGGGGGGAGAUCUCCUCCGCGGGGGGAGAUCUCCUCCGCAUUUCGGUGAAGAGCUGCAGCAGGCGACGCCGACCCACUUUUUCUUGUUAGCCGGGCCACUCGCAGCUUCCUGCAGCGUGGCCCGGCUAGAUCUCGACUCUCUACUCCGCCACGACGGCAGCCGUCGGCUCGGCGCUCGUGACGCUCGUGCCGCGGGGCUCACGUUGAAGGCAAAGCAUCCCCCUCCGUUUGUGAAGGAAAGCGCCGUUUUUCGCGAGCGCCUGCAGAGGCCGGAACGGCACAUCGACGGUUCCGCUUAGAACCUUGCCCCCAUCACCCACCCCCACCCCCCAGGGCUGCCUUCGCCUGCGCAGUACUGACGUUUUACACACCGCACCGUGGUAAUUUUUAAGGCUGAGUCGACCUAAGGGCAGCUUCGUCGCGUCGCCGAUGUCGUCCAUUCAGGAUUUGAACCCGGGUCGCCGAGGUCAUUGCACUGUGGUGAUCGCUGCUUGCUGGGACACGUGGAGGCGGACGCACGGUUUUUGUUGAGAGUAUUGCCUGUGGUGUGCGCACGCCACAGGCCCGGCGUUCGGCGCGGCGUGGCUCGGCAAAGCCCCCUCCGGUCCGUUUUUCCACCGCUGCAGCCGAACCGUGCCACCGACGCCAAGACGCACCCGGAGCGGUGACGCCGGCCGACGUCGCACGCAACGCACCGUCCCCUGGCCCUGCUUGGCCCCCCCCCCCCUCCCCGAGCCAGAUUCCGAUGUUGUUGCCUUGCGUAGCCACGCGGUGGCACGGUUUGGUUCCGCGUCGGCACGCCGAAUAGUCCGGUGGAAAGCCAGCCAAUCGUGUGAGGGCCCCCCCUACCCCCCGGCGCUCGUGUUGUAGUGGAAAAAGAGAAAUCGACCCCCUCGCACACCGCCCACCCCACCCCUGCCGCGGGUCCGUGGUGCCCGCGGUGCCUCGUGUGUUGGCGGGCUCCUUCUGCCGCUCGUCGUCGCUGCUCGGAGGGAUUCAUUUUGUUGUUGUGGUUGUUGUUGUUGCGGUGAGGCUUUAUUUAUUCAUUGUAUUUCUCGUCAUUCUCGCCCGGGCGGCUGCGGGAGGCGUCGUCCGUGGCGACGUCGACACCGACGCCGCCGCGGUGGAGGAGCGAGAGGAGCCGCCCCAAGUCGUGGGGGGCCCGGGGUUGGUGGCACGCGACGGGAUUCUCACCCCCCGCACACCCCCAUAUCCCCCUCGCCGCACGGCUUCUCAGAGGAGGCAGCGUGCCACACAGCGGAUGUUCCACCGCUUCCCCCGCCCGCGCCACCACCACCAAUGUUUUGUUGACUCCUAGGAACCGAACCGAGCUGGAAAACGGGUGAAGCCUCGUCGCGACGCACGCCGCUGUGACGCACGCCGCUAACAAGUCGCUAAGCAAACCGCCGUCCCACAGACGGCGCGAUGGAACUCACGAAUGGAUCUGAGCGGGGGGUGGGGGGGGGUGAGACUCUCGCUGACAGCUUCUCUGCUUCCCUUCCUCCCUCCGAUCCACAAUCCAGCAAGGGAGUGAACUCCGACCCUGGUCUAUUUAUGCUUUUAAACUCCCCGCGCGAUGGAACGAGACCCUCGCCCCCCGAUGUGGGUCUCGACGCGGCGGUGCCCCCCCCCCCCCCUUGCCCGGAGAUUUGCAUGGAGCGGUGAAUAACGGGGGCGGCCCGGAGCGUUUUAAACGAACGACGUUACACCCCCCCCCCCACCACCACCUACCUACGCGUCGUCGUCGUCGCUGUGUAUUUAAAGAAUCCCGUUGGGUGUACGAGUGUGGCGAUGAUGGCCGAGAUGAGAUGUCUAUUACGGUACGGUAUAAUAAUAACAAUAAUGACGAUAAUAUAUUGAUGUGAACCCGCCGCCGCCGCUGUGUGGGCAAGCGGUCGCGUCGCGGGGGUCCGCGGUGUGGUCUGUCGGUCUGUCGGUCUGUCGGUCUGCCGGUCUGUCGGUCUGUCGGUCUGCCGGUCUGUCGGUCUGUCGGUCUGUCGGUCUGUCGGUCUGCCGGUCUGUCGGUCUGUCGGUCUGUCGGUCUGUCGGUCU